GUCAAGAGGCUGGAGAGGCUCUGGUUUAUGGCAUGACCUCACCUUCAUUAAUGGUGCUGAUUGGUAGAUCUCAGUUUCUUGACGUCAAGGCGGCCAUGAUGAAGACGGUGACAAUGAUGACAACUCUACUCUACAGACUGGGCGCCCUCCUCUUUCUCCUCUUCUCCCUCUCCCCCUCUAUUACCUCAGGGAACAGACUAAUACGGACAGAAAAGGGGACCCUCAGGGGAACUGAGACCGUCGUCAACGGCAAGACAAUAGAUAUGUACCUUGGGAUCCCCUUCGCUGAACCCCCAGUGGGGGACCUGAGGUUUAAACACCCCACGCCCAAUAAACCCUGGACUGGGAUUUUAAACGCGACAAAACAUGCGAACACGUGUAUGCAAGGGGAGGAUAACACGUUUGGAAAUUUUACCGGGUCACAGAUGUGGAAUCCCAAUACCCCUGUGAGUGAGGACUGCUUGUAUUUGAGUGUGUGGGCCCCCAGGACUAAAACACCGAGGAGGAAUCUAGCUGUGCUUGUUUGGAUCUUUGGUGGUGGUUUUUACAGCGGUACCUAUACUCUAGACGUUUAUGAUCCAAAGUACCUAGUAGCUGAACAUGAUAUUAUAUAUGUUACUAUGCAAUACAGAGUAGGAUCUCUAGGCUUCUUGGCUUUUGGUCACCCGGAGGCGCCAGGAAACGCUGGCCUCUUUGACCAACUUCUUGCUUUGUCUUGGAUUCAGGAAAAUAUUCACCAUUUUGGGGGAGAUCCAAGGAACGUGACACUGUUUGGUGAAAGCGCUGGAGCAGUGAGCGUGAGCAUGCACCUGCUGUCACCACUGAGUCGCGGGAAGUUCAGUCGCGCUAUCAUGGAAAGCGGUUCGGCGAAUAUGGAUUGGGCUACAUACUCCAGCAAAGAGGCUAUGUUAAGGGGUCUACAACUUGCAGAUCUUAUGGACUGCAAGGUUUCUAGUGAUAUCAAAGAAAUUGUUGAUUGUCUAAGGCAGGCACCAGCUGAACAUUUCAAGGACAUGGAAUGGGUCACCACAGGACCAAUGCAGUUUCCCUUUGUCCCUAUUGUAGAUGGCACUUUCUUCACUGAAAGGCCGCAAAAGUCUCUAGAAGAUAAAAACUUCAAACACUGCCCAGUUCUGCUGGGGAGUAAUUCGGACGAGGGUUCGUAUUUCACUAUCUAUGAGCUUCCACAGUAUCUCAACCUAACGGAACGUGGGGCACUGACUCAAGAGCAAUUUUCAAACGCCGUAAAUAAUCUAUUCUAUUUCUACCCUCAGUUUCGAACGACGAUCAACAAAUUCGGUUUGGAGGCUAUUAAGUUCCAAUAUACACAUUGGCUUAACCCGGACGAUGCGUAUAAACAUCUGGACGCUGUGAAUGAUGCUAUUGGGGACUGGCAUUUUCUCUGUCAAGUGAAUGAAUUCGCGGAUUCGUAUGUAGAAGCGGGCCAGGAUGUCUACUAUUAUUUUUUCUCACAUCGGUCUUCCCAGAAUCCCUGGCCAAGAUGGAUGGGUGUCAUGCACGCGGAUGAAGUGAAUUAUGUGUUUGGAGAGCCCCUGAAUCCUGCUUUAAAAUACUCUGAAAAAGAAAGGGAACUUAGCAAACAAAUAAUGGAAUAUUGGGUGAAUUUUGCAAAAACUGGGAACCCCAACCAUUUUCCAUCCGGCGAGAUCAAGAGCGACUGGCCGAAGAGGACGGUUCGCAAUAAGGAAUACCUGGAACUCAACACUAAGUAUCUGUACGACAAACAGCGGGCAGUGGGGCGUGGUCCUCGGGCCAAACACUGUGCAUUCUGGGAGCAUUAUCUACCCAAACUCGUCGUAGAUACACAGGACAUUCACGAAGCAGAAAGACAAUGGAAGGAGCAGUUUCAUGAGUGGAGCACUCGGUAUAUCGUGGACUGGAAACAUCAGUAUGACCAGUAUAUGACAGCACAGAACAUGAAAUGUGGAGGGGAAGGAGGCGAGACCUGAAGAGGGCACCACCUGUUAGCGGUUACAUUUAUUAUAAACUUUGAUGACAUUGACGCCCGCUGUGAGGCAUUGAUGAAUACACGAUAGAUGGCGCCAGUGCGAUAGUGAUGAAGAUGAUCUCCUGUGUUAUCAAGAUAUGGUUUUGUUAUCAUCGUGAAUCACAUAUUACAAUGUAGUUAGUGUUUUGGGUUCCGUGUAAUGAGACGCUUGAGUCAAGUUUAAGUUCACUUUAAUAUGUCGUUCACACAUUAAUCCAGAUCGGUAUGUACUGGAACUGUGCUGAGCAAAGUUCCCGGAUGAUAAUAGUGAUAUCGUCUUCAAUCACUGCGUGGCUGUUCACUGGCUCAAGUCUCUCAUUAUUUUUACCCCUCACAGUAACGUGUGCGUCUUGCCAUGUGGCAUUGCUCCUUUAAGUUAGUGAAAUACCGUAGUUGUGGAAAACUGAGGUCAAAGUAUCCAUUAUGGAAGGCAGAUUAUAUAAUUUAGGUCCUUUUGUAUCAAAUAUAUUUAUGUAAAAUUAGCAAAGAAUAUUUGAAAUUUUAUAACGAUUUAACGCAUACUCUUACUGUUAGACCGCCAAAACCCCAGUGGAAGUCGCAUCUAAGAAAAGUAAGGCAGCAGAUAAAUUUGGAAUCAAGAUUUUUUAAACUUCAUUUUUUUCGAGCUUAAAUAGACUCCAAUAGGUGCAAAUUGUGACAUGGUCACAGAGCGUCUUCCAGUUGUUGCAUUUUGCGUAGAUGCAGGUCCAAGUUUUGUUCAUUCGGCUAUGCACCGUUCGUCAACAAUUGACGUUCGGUUGGCGUUCAAAGCCUGUUGGUUCAGUUUCACCCUGACCCACAAGACACAACAUAGCGGGCUGAGUUCCUCAUCCAAAAGAGCCUACCUCGAUUUGAAACAAAGUCGUUUCUAAAUGUUGUAUCUAUAUGAUAUAUUCAAGUCAUUUCACUCAACUCGUACUAAUAUACUAUAGUGCGGGAUUGUUGGAGAAGUUCAUUCAUUUUUUGAAGGUCGAUGUGAAAAUUGGAGUGGAAGGAAUAAAAAUCGAUCGCUUUCCUGGUCAGGAACAUGUGGCGUGAUUCCCUACAACCCUCAAAGACUGGCAAGAAAGAUGAGAAAAUAGGCAUAAGACGAGCGAUCACACCCCCAGUCACGUGAUCACUCCAGCGCGAGCUGGCCGCGAAGAUAGCAGAUAGGUGGCGGUUUCCUACGUAUUUCCUGUUUGGCUGAAAUAUUGACGGCAUCAACGAAUUCAGGUUCUCGUGGAAUACAUUGCCUGUACAACAAUUGAGAAACGUUACAAAACCGGCCUAUAGAUGGAGUAAUUACCUGUGUAAAAUGCAGUGUAAUGGUCUGUGCAGCCUUCCGUCAGGUACAGAAAAAGUCAAAUUAUGUCGAAAACGGUGACAUUUAAUAAGCAUUUGGUCUACAUGAAAAUAAAAUGUUUCGGCAGCAAUAUAUAUACAUGAGUUUAGCUUAUAUUUAUUACUAGUUAGUGCUGCAUAGUAGUUAUUGCAAGAUGUUAAAAACUGAUCUAAAGAGUGAGAAGUCGGGACAUUUUUACGAUGGAUUACGGGAAAGUUAAAAAAACGUUACGCAGUUGAGUGCGUGUUUUUACAAAUUCAGUUUUAGGACAUUAAACUGUUAUUUAAGUUGGUGGUUUUCAAUAUGUUAUUGUCCAUGCACAAAUACAAACCACUCAUGAAAACGUAUAAUUGAGACUGUUAUAUAGUAUAGCUGACCAGCAGACUAGAAGUGCUGCGUUUAAAAAUUAUUGUUAUAUUUAAUAUGUAUGGCAAAUUUGGAGAGCUGAUAAAAUACGCAUUAUUUUAGCUCACAUUUCAUUUACUGGUAUUCAUGGUUUUAAGAAUCUUCGGAAUAAAGUUUGCUAAACUUCGCACGCUUUAUUUACACAGGGCUUUGUAAAACGCAAGUCAAAUACAUGUAAGAGUUCAAACAAUUUGCUUGUCCAUGUAUAUUAGGUGUUUUCAUGCCGAUCUUUUUUCUACGUUCAUUAAAGAUAUUUAUUUGUGCUUUGAGAAUUUAAUAUUCAGGGAUUAAAAAAUAUUUGAGGAAAAAGGAUAAUUCUGUAUAAGAGAAAUAAUUCAAGUUUGAAAAGAGUUUUAUAGAUUGUUGAUAGUCACAUUUAACUACGUUAUCGCUUGACUUAUUUUGGUAGAAGUAAAAUGG
Messenger RNA from Lingula anatina, 4157 nucleotides. Its product is annotated as acetylcholinesterase. Gene Ontology annotation, molecular function: acetylcholinesterase activity. The record is from RefSeq and is a predicted model, not a curated record. Gene Ontology annotation, biological process: choline metabolic process; acetylcholine catabolic process. Gene Ontology annotation, cellular component: plasma membrane. NCBI's taxonomy places the organism in Eukaryota, Metazoa, Brachiopoda, Lingulata, Lingulida, Lingulidae.